Exaiptasia diaphana is the source of this 2307-nucleotide messenger RNA. RefSeq names its product multidrug resistance-associated protein 4. Gene Ontology annotation, biological process: transmembrane transport. Gene Ontology annotation, molecular function: ABC-type transporter activity; ATP hydrolysis activity; ATP binding. The transcript is spliced from 4 exons. Gene Ontology annotation, cellular component: membrane. Lineage: Eukaryota; Metazoa; Cnidaria; Anthozoa; Actiniaria; Aiptasiidae. Bases 1 to 2307 code for a protein of 768 amino acids. The record is from RefSeq and is a predicted model, not a curated record.
AUGGUGUUCGUUUCCAUGCCUAUUUCCUUCUCAAAGGCAACUGUCCCCACGAUCAAGUCAAAGAUGGAAAAUCUCCUUGUAGAUGUCAAGAAAUGGAUGACAACUAACAUGCUUAAGUUAAAUGAUGACAAGACGGAAAUAAUUGCUUUAGAUGGCCCUCGUCGUACCCCAGUGGAACUACAGUCUUUGAAAGUGGGUGAUGAGGUAGUGGGAAUCUCGAAGGUUAUUCGACUUCUUGGAGUUGACAUUGAUGCAAGCUUAUCUCUCAAACAUCACAUUUGCAAUGUUGCAAGGAAAUGUACAUUUAUGCUGAAGAACAUGUUCAAAAUCGAUCAGACGCGUGGUGUCAUGCUAAGUGGUGGACAGCGGGCUAGAGUAGCUUUGGCACGCGCAGUGUAUUCCGAUGCUGACAUCGUGUUAUUGGAUGAUCCAUUGAGUGCUGUGGAUGCAAAAGUUGGAGAACACAUCUUGAACCAGUGCAUAUGUGGAGAGCUGUCAACAAAGAUGAGGAUCCUCGCAACACAUCAAGUGCAACAUCUUCACCGAGCUGAUCAAGUGGUGGUCUUGAAAGAAGGYAGUAUUAUCUCCCAAGGAUCCUACAAAGAUCUAUCUGAAACUCAGGGUCUGCAUGACCUGAUUGGGAAGAUCAAAMAUAUUAAAUCUGGCAGCAAACCAAYGUUGUCUUCCAGCUAUAAAAUUGAAGAGGAGGAAAUGGAUAAAGAAAGCGAAUUAAUUGAUCUACGCGAGGAAGAGGARGAGAUGGCUUGGGGAUCAGUUUCAUUGAAUCUCUACUGGAGAUAUUUUAGAUGGGGUCUACCGAGUUGGCUAGUGAUAUGCCUCUUUCUAUAUGCUGUAAUCGCUGAAGCGUAUCCUUUCAGUUCUUUCUGGUGGUUAAAGGUUAUAUCUACAAUGCCACAUGAAGAACAGAAAAGUCUCUAUGCUCUUGGUAUAUAUGGAGGUCUMUUAGCAGGAAAUCUGAUMGUGCCKUUUUUAAAAGUUUCGUUUAUGUUGCUGACAUUGUUGAGAUCUUCUGAGAAUAUACACGACAAGAUGACAAUGGCUGUCCUAAAAUCACCUGUAACAUUCUUUGACACCAAUCCUGUUGGAAGAAUUAUCAACCGUUUCUCCAAGGACAUCGGUGUAAUGGACGAUACUUUACCGAUAAGAUUCGUGUCUUCAUCAUGUAGCAUUAUUUUUUUCUUUUUGGUGUUAACAUUCACAUCUGUUUUGAAUUACUGGUAUAUCUUGAUGUCUAUUCCCACAGUUUUUCUCUUCAUUGUGAUUUGUCGAUAUUUUCUCAGACCAGCUCGAGAUAUCUCCAGAUUGGAAGCCCUGCUAUACAGUCCUGUGUGCGACCAUGUUUCAGAGACAAUGGAUGGACUGGAAGUAAUUCAUUGUUUAAACAUGGAGGAUCAGAAUCUAAAGAAAUUUAACAGAAUGGGACAUGCGUCGUUUGGCAUAGCGAUGUUUACUGAAAUUGAAACGUCGAUGACAGCAGUUGAACGAGUAAUGAAAUACACUCAACUACCCUCUGAACCAGGUUAUCAAAUGAAUGGAGAGCCACCAAACGACUGGCCAAAUCAAGGAGCUCUUGUUGUGAAAGAUCUGUCUCUGAAAUAUUUGAAAGGAGGAGCUAGUGUCUUAGAUGACAUCAGCUUUGAAGUGAAAUCUCACGAAAGGGUAGGAGUUGCUGGUCGAACUGGAGCUGGAAAAUCUUCUUUGGUAGCUGCAUUGUUUCGCAUGCCCGACCCUCAAGGAUAUGUAAUCAUUGAUGGUGUAGAUCUUGGUACCUUGAACAUUCAAGCUGCUCGACGAUCCAUCUCCGUCAUUUCUCAGAACCCGAUUCUUUUCAGUGGAAGUCUCAAACACAGUCUCGAUCCAUUUCAUCAUUUUGCCGAGGAGGAGAUUUGGGCAGCACUAGAUGUGGUGCAAAUGAAAGAACGUGUCAGUAAAUUGCAAGGUCUUCUAGAAUACUCCAUCGGUGAUGGUGGAUCAGGGUUUAGUGUUGGUGAGACGCAGUUGUUGUGUCUUGCUCGAGCAAUCCUUCAAAGAUGCAAAGUUCUUGUGUUGGAUGAAGCAACAGCCAACGUGGAUUACAAAACCGAUCAGCUUGUCCAACAAGUCAUCAGGGAGAAGUUCAGUCAUUGUACAGUGUUGACCAUUGCACAUCGACUAAACACUAUCAUGGAUUACGAUAGGGUACUGGUACUUGAMCGUGGUCACGUGGUAGAAUACGAUAAACCAGAAAUACUUGCUUCUAAGACCGAUGGGGUUUUCGCACAGCUGUUUAAAAGUCAUAAUGGCUAA